AUGCCUCCGGCUUCCAUGGAACUGGAAAUGGAAGAACAAGAACUUAAUCGCAUCGUUGAUGAAGAGAACCUUCGCAAUGAAGAGCGAGUAGCGUUGGUGGGGGGAGGAAAACACGCGAACGGCCGGCGACGGACGCCCGAUUCGUCCAACUCCACGUCGUCCCUCGGUUCCACGGUAGCCUCCACACCCCGGUAUAGGUCCUCGGUUUCGCGAUGUUGGAAAUUUUUGAUACCACUCGCGCUGAUUUCCAUCUUGGCCAUGCACUGGUCGCCUGAAAUACAGGGGAACGCCGGAAUUGAAACCAAGCCUUCCUCGGCACCACAAGAACAAGGAAAAUCACAACCAAUUGUACGAGAACCGGUAAAGAAUCUAACGUCCGCAUCGAAUGGAAGAGACUUCCCAAAGAGAAAUUCUUCCACUACACGUGCGGAACCUGUCAAGCAACCAGAAUCCAGCAUGGCACCGGUAGCGAUCAAACAACCGGAACCUAGUAUGGCACCGGAACCCGUCAAACAAGCGGAACCUAGCAUGGCACCGGAAGCGAUCAAACAACCACAAUUCAUUGCAAUCCCCAAGAGUGACGACCUCUUUACAUGCCCAGAGAUCGCCGAUAAAGCCCAACUCGUCAUUGACGAAGACAAAAGCUACAACGUAGUCAGUCAGCAAAUCCUUACUAAUCUCACAUCCUAUCUCAGUGUGUUUCGGAACACCGGCUACGACGACUGGGGGCACACCUUUGAGGAAGUCAAGGCUGGUAUGUUUCACUGGAAAAGUAAGAAGUACGCCGAAGUGAAAGACGGCAUGACUAUUUACGAAUCCGCCUGCGGCAUUGGCUUGAACCUUUUUAUGACGUUGGAGAUUCUGAGAGAAGUUCACGGCGUUCGAAAUUUGCGCGUUUACGGAAACGAAUACGUGCAAGAAUCGGUCGCAGUCGCCCAAACCAUGGCAACGAGGCUACCUGGGAAGGGACAAUACGGUAGGAUUUGCCAUGGAGAUUCCACCAAACUGGAUUACGUUCCCUCGAAUUCGUUUGAUGUCGUUUUUACCGGGUACAUUACUCCGUUGGCUAAUCCUCUCCAAAUCAACGCCACGCGCCAAGGCGAUUUGGAUCGGUACUAUAUCGCACUGUGUGAAUCCAAAGACGAGGACGUCGAGAGCACACGUCUAAAGCUGAAAGCCCAGUACUUGCAAGAGGAUUGGUACGCUGCAUGGGUGGGACACAUGAUUCGCAUUGCCAAACCCGGGGCGCCUAUUAUCAUCGAACAGGUUUCCUACCCGAUUUGUCGAGCAUAUUUUGAUUGGGGAGGCGUCAGUCAGGGAUUUUGGAGACGCGCUGGAAGGCACUACCCAAACUGGGAUAUCGAUCCUAGCAGUAUUGUGUACGAAGACGAUACAAUUUUCCGUAGACGCUAUCAUGUGUUUAUGCGAAAGAAUAGCUGAAUCGGGGCCAGCAGCAUUAACCACAACGGGAGUCACCCAUGAGCCCCUCUUGGCGCGACUCUAGAAUGCGCUUUGUAGUGUCGGCAGAAUGGGUCAACA
Molecule: messenger RNA, 1539 nt
Organism: Phaeodactylum tricornutum CCAP 1055/1
Lineage: Eukaryota; Bacillariophyta; Bacillariophyceae; Surirellales; Neidiaceae
Exons: 1
Coding region: 1-1440 (479 amino acids)
Source: RefSeq, a predicted model, not a curated record